Messenger RNA from Aedes albopictus (Asian tiger mosquito), 3568 nucleotides. RefSeq lists its product as uncharacterized. The coding region runs from base 164 to 3448 and encodes 1094 amino acids. The record is from RefSeq and is a predicted model, not a curated record. The transcript has 5 exons. Lineage: Eukaryota; Metazoa; Arthropoda; Insecta; Diptera; Culicidae.
UUUACUAUCAGAAAAGUGCAAAAAAAAGUGUUGAAAAAACAGAAAAAAACAAAAUUUUUAACUUGGAAAAUAAUAAAAAUUGUAAUAGUUUAGUAGAAUAGCUUGGCCACAAAAUGUUGUACAUCGAAAGCGUGAGUUAAAAGUGCAUUUUUGAAGGCACAGCAUGAAUUAUCGAUCUUCUCUGCAGCUCACCGUUUCCGGAAUUCCUGGAUUUGACGACCACUCGCUUCGCUUCCGUUCGGGUCUGAACCUGCUCCGGCACGAUCGCCUUCAACAGCAACAACGGUCGCCCUCUUCGUAUGCCAUUCGGUUUCUGGUGUGGUUCCUGAAUCACGCGGAACCGGUGGACCUGCAGCUUGAAAUGGCUUUUGGGAAGUCUUCCUACCUGGAGAUUCGCAUCCGAUCCGAUCAGCCCCAGUAUGCGUUCGGAGUGAUGAGCGGGAAGAAGAACCGGGAACAGAAUUUGAUAAGCUUGCGCCGGGUGUUGUCCCGACCGCUCUCGGUGGUGGUGGAUGGUGGGAAGGUGCAGCUGCCGGUGGAGGAGUUCCAGUCGGAGAUGCAACAGCUGGGACUGCGGUUCGGCACCGGCCGGUUUCCGAUGCUGAACGUUAUCCGGGGGGAGGAUCUGGAGCGGUGGAUCAAAUCGGCGCGCAAGCUGUGGGAGAUAAUUCAUGACGUGUUCCAGGUGGAGGUGUUCCGUCGGAUGCAGACUUCGGAUCAAAACCGGAAGGGGUUCUGCCGGCAGAAGAUGAACAACGCGCUGGCCGCGGAUUACCAGGACCGGAUCGACGAGCUGCAGGGACGGAUAAAUGGGAGUAAAAUGUUUCGGAAGCUGCUGAUGACAUUGGAGAUGAAUGCGGCGGUGGUAGCCCAGAAGGAGGUUGAGGCUUACGAAGGGACAUGCAAGCGUUACGAGGGGAAGUUAGCGGAAGCAGUAUCCCAAGCGGAAGUGUUGGACGAAAAGAGAAAGGAGCUUGAAGAUCGAUUGGAUGAACAAGACAGUGUGGUUCCGGAUGUCCGGGAGCUUCUCGAGGCAGAUUUGGAGGGGGAACGCGAGGAGGAAGAAUGCUGUUUAGCUGGGUUGCAAUCGGAAGAGCAAUCCCUAGAAGUGGCCAGUGAGCUCUGCCACGAUAUAGAAAGUCUGGUUCGGAAGAUGCAAGGCUCCGUGGAUAGCAUGCUGGGUCGUAUGGAUAAAUGGCUUCAAGCUCAAAGAAAAAUUGCGCAGCUGGAAGUGGAAUUGGAAAUUAAUGAGAACUGUUUGCAUGCCGCGGUAUUGUCACCAAAGAUUCGAGCAAGUUCCAUUAACGAGUUUCGCGUUUCCCUGGAAAAGUACCUGGCGAAUUCUGAAACACGUUCGAAAGAGUUCUCGCAUGCAGUGGAAAUGCUCAAUCUGACUGUAGUUGCUCAAAGGCAGCAUCUUGCGGUUGGGACAAUGGACAGAGAGCGCGCAGUUCGAGCCGAGCGGGGCAAGGAUUCCAUCGAAGAGUGGACCGAAAUCGCUAGAAAGUUCACUGAAGCAAAACUCCUGGCUGUGUUCCUUCAGACGGAGGUUCGUCAGAAAACGGCUCAUCUGCUGCAGCAUAUCCCCGAGAAUCUUUCACUGGAAUCCGUCCAGGGCAUGGCCGCGAUCCAAUACUUUCUUCUCAAAACGGACGAUCAAUCGCCGUUGAAGCAAAACUUCCUCGGUUUCGUCUGGCAGCACCUGAAGUUCAAGGAAUCUAGCCUUGCGGCUAAGGUGGCAGCUUUGGCCAUGCCUCACCUCGCGGAUCUGUUGCAUGUGGCUGUUUUCCAGGAACACGAUCCGAUGAUCGAUUUGAUCAACCAGCUCUCGUCGAGACACUCGUAUCACGUUUUGCCGCUGAAUGUGUUUUCCGCACCGAAAACGACCAAAAAGAUUCCGUCACGAGUUCGUCCACUGACCAGCUUGCUCAUCGACAGUCCUUUGAAGCGGGUUCUGACGGAACUGAUGGACAAAUACUACUACACGAAUGCACCUUACGCCCAAGUAGCUGAAGCCGUAGAUCCGGAAAUCCUCUUGAUCUGUGCUCAUGAUGAUGACGAGAUGGUUAUCGGCGAUGGUCUCGUAGCCGGGGGAUGGACCCGAAACGCCGAACGUACGCUGGAAAAACUGUCCGAAGCUGUAUCACUUCAGGUGGAGAUUGUCCGGCUCAAGUCCGAACUCAGAAAGCAGUACGAGGUCAUUCCGAAGCUGGAGGAAUGCAUGGAACAAAUUUGGAACGACAUCCAGGAAUUGCGACAGGAUGCGUUCGAUCGAUAUCGUCAGUUGCAUCAAUCUUUCCCAAAAAUCUCCGAGAUGCCUUCCGUCCUGAAACAACUGUUCCACCAGAAAACUAUUCUUGUUCAGCAGGACGUUCGUUUCAAUCUCCUCACAAAGUUUUCGCAACAUCUCAAAACCAACAAGCUCAACAGUCGUGAUUGGUAUAAACAACGAGCUGAGGAUCUACAAAAAUCCCUGGAUGAAGCUCGUCAAAAGCACGACGCACACGAAUACGAUCGAGAUCUGAUUCAGUUCAAGCACGACGUUCGCAAGCUGGGCGAACUGCUAGUCCAGGCAGAAUCCCUCCACGCGAUCAGUUUGCCGUUGGAGCUUCACAAGACGCUUAUGAAAUCUCUAACAGAACAUCAGGAAGAAUUGAAAGCCCCAUUGCAAGUCCUCGAAAAUGAGCGUAUCAACGUUCUGAACACUUUCGAAAUCUCCAACCAGCUGGAUCUUGUCCAGCGGCAGAUGAUUGAACCGGAGCGAACGAUGUUAUCCUACAACUACCUCUUCCUCGAACUGGCCGCCUUCCUCCAAAAUCUACGCUGUCAAUAUCCAGCCAUCAAAUUUCAACAGUCCAAGCCCAAAACCGUCAGCACGAACCUGCAACGCGUGUACGAAGCGAGGCAAGUCCUGAACCACACCCAGCCGGCCUACUCGUCGGAGGAAAUCGAACGAUUCAAGGUCCGUGUCGGGCUCUGUCGAGCUGAGCUGGACCUCCUGACCGACCACCGAAAAUUUGUCGUGGCCAACAUGACGCUCCCGUGCAUGGACAAACUGAUGGCCCUCAAGCUGCGGCUGAUAACCCAGAUGGUGGCCGAGUUGCCCGGAUAUCUGGGCGAAACCGGAAGUCUCCGGUUGAACUUCCAGUACGAUCAAACGAAAUGCUCGCAGGAAGCUUUGGGUGCGGUUGCGUUCCAAAUGGACUACAUAGUUGGGCUGAUGGUGGACUUCGUGGACGAUGACGGCACCGUUAUCUGGUGCCUCAACGGCAAUUCAGCAGUACUGCCCCACCUGAUGUUCUUCCUGUCGUUGUUGGGCGUCGAAGGGUGUAAACUUCUGGUGUUGGAUAACACUUUCGUGAACCUUUCACAAGAGGAACGGCAACAUGCACACAAGCUUUUGGAACUUGUGUCACGUAGCAUGCAGAUUUUCGCUGCUGUCGAAUGAAUGGAGUUGCAGUCAUUGAUUUUUCUGUACAUUCAGUGAUGUACGUUUCAGAUAUUAUUUUUUAUAUUUAUUGUUGUGUAAGUUAAACAAUUUUAACAAAUAGACCUCUCAAAUAUUUCA